AUGCACGCUUCUCCCCGCAACGCAAGAAAAACCAGAAACUGUCUUCCCCGACCGCUCUCUCUCUCUCUCUCUCUCUCUCUCUCUCUGCUCUCUCUCUCUAACUGGGCGUACCUGAAGAUUGGUCGAUUCUGGAGUUGCAGCAUUAGCUGGCACCAUACCGGCCAAGUCAUUGAGGUAUUCAGAGGCUUACAUGGGACAAACUUACAGGAGGCCGUGUUGGGAAAUCACAUGAGAAAUUUGGAACCGAGUUUUAAGCAUUGAGACACCAGUAUGGACUUGUAUUUGUGCACUGGAUCUAAAAUAUUCGAAUCAAGAUGACUGAUUCUGGAGAUGCCAUGGCCCACUCAAUCAUGGAACCUCGUGAUGACAUGGAAUUUGAAUCGCAUGAAGCUGCAUACUCUUUUUACAAAGAAUAUGCUAGGUGUAUGGGAUUCGGCACUGCCAAAUUGAGCAGCCGUAGGUCUAGGGCAUCCAAAGAAUUCAUCGAUGCUAAAUUUUCUUGCAUAAGAUAUGGAAAUAAGCAGCAGUCUGAUGAUGCCAUUAACCCGAGACCUUCUCCGAAGAUAGGUUGUAAAGCAAGCAUGCAUGUGAAGAGAGGGAAGAAUGGGAAAUGGUUUGUUUAUAGCUUUGUGAAGGAGCAUAAUCAUGAGCUUUUGCCCGCGCAAGUCCAUUUUUUUCGGAGUCACAGGGACGCUGAUCCAGUCAAAAGUGAUCGGUUGAGGAAGAGGAAGAACUUAGCUUUAGUUUCCAAGUUAUGUAAUGCGUACCAGAGUUUUGAUUCCUUGGAGAACUAUAUGAGAAACCCACAUGAUAAGGGACGGAGAUUGGUUCUAGAAACGGGUGAUGCUCAAAUGUUGCUUGAGCAUCUUAUGCAGAUGCAAGAAGAGAAUCCACAGUUCUUUUAUGCGGUCGAUUUGAAUGAGGAGCAUAGGUUGAGAAAUGUGUUCUGGGUUGAUGCGAAAGGAAUGGAGGAUUACGCCAAGUUUGGGGAUGUUGUUUGCAUUGAUACUACUUGUUAUGCAAAUAAGUAUAAGAUACCAUUGGUUCUUUUUGUCGGAGUAAACCGCCAUGUUCAGCCAACGUUGUUUGGUUGUGCCUUAAUUGCAGAUGAUACGGUAUUUACUUUUGUUUGGUUGAUCCAGACAUGGUUUGUAGCAAUGGGAGAACGAGCUCCUCAAGUGAUUCUCAGUGACCAAAACAAUGCCUUGAAAGCAGCUGUUGCAGAAAUCUCUCCGGGAACAAGACACUGUUUCUGUUUGUGGCAUAUAUUGGAUAAGAUCCCACGACAGCUUGAGUAUCUGAGUCUUUGGCAUGAUGCUUUUAUGGUGAAAUUCAACAAGUGUAUUUUUAGGUCAUGGACAGAGGCUGAAUUUGAGAAGAGAUGGCGGAAGCUUCUUGACAGAUUUAACCUUCGAGAGGUUGAGUGGGUCCAACUUUUAUACCACAAUCGCAUGCAUUGGGUUCCUACGUUCAUAAGAGAUAUAUCUUUUGUUGGUUUGUCUACCACAUCACGUGCUGAAAGUGUCAACUCGUGGUUCGACAAGUAUGUUCAUGAGGAGACUUCACUUCGGGAAUUCAUAGAGAAGUAUAAAGUGAUUCUUGAGGACAGGUAUGAAGAAGAAGCUAAAGCAGAUUUUGACGCAUGGCAUGAAACACCCGAGUUGAAAUCUCCGUCUCCGUUUGAGAAGCAGAUGUCCUUAGUCUACACACAUGAAAUUUUCAAGAAGUUUCAGGUUGAGGUGUUAGGAGCAGCAGCAUGUCAUCUCAAGAAAGAAAAUGAAGAUGAGAGAGCUGCAACAUAUGUGGUUAAAGAUUUUGAGGAAAAUCAAAAUUAUCUGGUCGAGUGGAGCGAAUCAAAAUCGAGUAUAUAUUGCUCGUGCCGCUCAUUUGAAUACAAAGGUUACCUUUGCAGGCACGCUAUUGUUGUUCUUCAAAUGUCAGGAUGUUUCAGCAUCCCAUCGAGAUAUAUAUUGCAGCGAUGGACUAAUGCUGCCCUGAGCAGGCAUGCAAUUGGUGAAAAAUUGGAGGAGGUUCCAUCUAAAGUUCGUCGUUAUAAUGAUUUAUGUCGAAGGGCUAUAAUUUUGGGGCAAGAAGGAUCCAUAUCUCAAGAGAGUUAUAAUAUUGCUUUGCAUGCAAUAAAAGAAGCCAUGAAGCAGUGUGCAAAUGUGAAUAACUUGGUGGAGAGCGAAACACAGCCCAUCGGCUUAUCUGUUGUCACAGUUUCUGAACCUGAUGAAGUGAACCAAUCUCAAGAGCAAUCCAAAAAUCAGGCCGCUGAUUCUAGAGCCAGCACUAGAAGUAAGGCUCCCAGGAAGUCCGAUCUUGGAAAGGAGAAAGCUGCCAGUGAAAAUCAUAGCGGGAAAAAUGGAAAGGUGCCUCAGCAAGAUCCUCGGAUAGCUGCAAUGCUAGACGGCCUUCAUUCAACGGGACUAUCUGAGGGGAGAUCAGAGAACACGCAUAACAUGGUUCCGACUAUAUUCCACAAUUUAGCACCAGCACAGUUUCAUGGUGUAGCUUCGAUGCAUCUGCACGAGAACCAAUUGCCCCAGUAGCUUUGACAUCGAUACUUUCUGUAAAUUAACAUUUGCGCUAAGAUUGCCCUCUUACUGAGGUACAUCAGGAGAAAGGUACGAGUUGUAUUUAUUUGCUUGAAUCCGAUCCAGAAUCAGAGUGGAACGUGUAUACCUUCAGAAUGAAAGUUAUGCAUUCCUGAAUCCAUUUCGAAUUCUCUGUUGAUCUCGAAUCUUGUAAUAAUACGAGUUUACAAAAGCUCGCUUUUAGUAAUUGGAACGUGAUUAACUGUC
This is a messenger RNA of Punica granatum (pomegranate), 2804 nucleotides long. The record is from RefSeq and is a predicted model, not a curated record. NCBI's taxonomy places the organism in Eukaryota, Viridiplantae, Streptophyta, Magnoliopsida, Myrtales, Lythraceae.